Messenger RNA from Dovyalis caffra, 2421 nucleotides. The record is from the annotation of a GenBank genome assembly. NCBI's taxonomy places the organism in Eukaryota, Viridiplantae, Streptophyta, Magnoliopsida, Malpighiales, Salicaceae.
AUGGCCGCAUACACCACCAAACGCACGGCCAGUAUUCAUGAGAAUAAGGACAAACGGUACAGACAAGUUACAGUCACAGAUCUGAAAGAAAGAACAGAAAGCCCCACAGACAGCGAUGAAAGCAACAGAAGAAAUCGCAACUCCUCUCACCAGACCUCUUCCAAUGUUGCCUCUUCCUCCUCCAGUUCGCUGGACUCCCAAGAGAACUCUCCAAUCGAUCAAGUUGCACUUACUGUACCAACAACAGAUGAUCCUACUCUCUCUGCAGUUACAUUUCGCACAUGGACGCUUGGCACUCUUGCUUGCAUCGUCCUCUCCUUCCUCAACCAGUUCUUCUGGUACCGCCGGGAACCUCUGGUCAUCACCUCCAUCUCCGCUCAGAUCGCGGUAGUCCCUCUAGGCCACCUCAUGGCUUCCUUCAUAACCAGAAAAGUUUUUCUCAAAGGAACGAAAUGGGAGUUCACGCUGAACCCUGGACCGUUUAACGUGAAGGAGCAUGUGUUGAUCACCAUCUUUGCUAAUUCUGGUGCUGGAAAUGUUUAUGCCAUUCACAUUGUCAGUGCUGUUAAGUUAUUUUACAAGAAGGAGUUGGCGUUUUUCGUAGCCUUGCUAGUAGUUUUAACGACACAGAUGCUGGGGUUCGGGUGGGCUGGUGUGUUUAGAAGGUACUUGGUUGAGCCUGCUGCUAUGUGGUGGCCGCAGAAUCUUGUUCAAGUUUCCCUCUUCAGGGCAUUACACGAGAAAGAGGAAAGGCGUAAAGUUGGAUUAACACGGAAUCAGUUCUUCAUCGUUGCAUUCAUUUGCAGCUUUGCUUAUUAUGCCUUUCCAGGCUAUCUUUUCCCAAAGUUGACCUCUAUAUCCUGGCUCUGUUGGAUAUUCCCCGCUUCCAUCCUAGCUCAUCAGCUAGGAUCAGGACUCCUUGGUCUUGGGAUUGGUGCCUUUGGAUUUGAUUGGGCCACCGUAUCCUCUUACCUUGGGAGCCCCCUAGCCAGUCCAUGGUUUGCAACAGCAAAUAUAGCAGCUGGUUUUGUGCUUAUUAUGUAUGUCAUUAUCCCUAUUGGAUAUUGGCUCAACAUUUACAAGGCCAAGAACUUUCCCAUAUUCUCAGAUGGCCUCUUCACAUCAGCUGGCCAAAGCUACGAUAUCUCUGCUAUCACAGACCCGAAAUUCCGUAUUGACAUUGAUGCAUAUGAGCGUCAAGGCCUUCUUUAUCUCAGCACCAUGUUUGUUAUGACUUAUGGUAUGAAUUUUGCCUGCAUGACUGCCACAGUUGUUCAUGUUUUCCUUUUCCAUGGGAGAGAUAUGUGGGAACUAAGCAAAUCUGCCUUCAAAGACAAGAAAAUGGAUGUUCAUACAAUUAUCAUGAGAAAAUAUAAUCAAGUCCCAGAAUGGUGGUUCUUGUGCAUCCUUCUGUUAAACAUAGUCGCAACAAUGUUUACAUGUGAGUACUUCAAGGAUCAACUCCAAUUGCCAUGGUGGGGUGUCUUGCUGGCAUGUGGUAUUGCCUUAUUUUUCACCCUUCCUAUCGGAGUCAUCACUUCUACAACAAAUCAGACACCGGGCUUAAAUGUCAUAACUGAAUACAUCAUAGGGUAUUUGUACCCUGGAUAUCCCGUCGCUAACAUAUGCUUUAAAGUUUAUGGAUACAUCAGCAUGAAACAAGGGAUCACCUUCUUGCAAGACUUCAAGCUUGGGCAUUAUAUGAAGAUUCCUCCCAGAGCCAUGUUCAUGGCACAGGUGGUUGGUACCAUAGUAGCAGCAUUGGUACAUUUAAGCACUGCAUGGUGGCUGAUGGAAGCCAUCCCAAAUCUAUGUGAUCGUGAAUCGCUUCCACCAGGAAGCCCAUGGACUUGCCCUAGCGAUCAUGUCUUCUACGAUGCGUCUGUCAUCUGGGGUCUUAUCGGUCCUCGCAGAAUUUUUGGAGACCUUGGCCACUAUUCAGCUAUCAACUGGUUUUUCUUAGGUGGAGCUAUAGCUCCUAUCCUAGUUUGGCUGGCACACAAGGUCUUCCCUAACCAGCAUUGGAUUGGACUUAUCUCCACGCCUGUAAUCUUAGGAGGCACCCUCCACAUGCCACCAGCUACUUCUGUGAACUACAUUACGUGGAUUGCUAUUGGGUUUGCUUCAGGUUUCAUUGCUUAUAGGUACUAUCGCGACUGGUGGAGUCGCAAUAACUAUGUGCUAUCUGGGGCACUGGAUGCUGGAUUGGCCUUUAUGGCAGUAUUGCUGUACGUGUGCUUGGGGAUGCAUCAUGUUAGCCUCGAUUGGUGGGGAAGCGAUUCGGAAGGAUGCCUGUUAGCUUCUUGCCCAACAGCUCCUGGGGUUAUACUUAAAGGUGCUGGUGGGCCUGCUGGUGGGUUCUCGUGUGAGCUAGAGCCUGAGCCUGCAACAAUUGAGCCAAGAUUUAUCAAACUAGAGUGA